AUGACCGUGAUCCUUUCGCGGACCAAGGGCCGGGGCGCCUCCAUCGGGCUCUGCCGGGCGCUCCGGCGGUCAGCCGCCCUUGUGCUGGCCGCCAACCUGUACCCAGCGUGGCGAUGGCUGCCCUCUGAGUGGGACGCGGCCGACGCGGCCUCGCGCGGGCGCCGGAGCACCUGCGCUGGAGGCUGGAGCCCGGGGGCCGCGCCUGCGCCGCCGCCUGACCGAGCGGGCACCCAGCAAGCGGACGCUUUCCCCUCGGCGAGCCGCCCUGCCCUGAGGUCGAGGACCACGUUUUGGGGGGGCGGCGUCGACGACGGCCACGACGAGCUCGCCAGGGACCUACGCUUCCACGGACGCGCUCGCGUGGUCCGCGAGGCUGGGCUCGGGCGAGCGUCGCGCGGUGCGGCCCGCCAGGCUGCCCACCCGCUGGCGCCGCGGCCGAGGGCCGCCCAGCGCCGACGGACCGCGCUGGAGCGUCGGUCUGCGUCCGCGCGGCAGGAGAGCGAGCACCGGGACCAGUGCGACAGGUUCCCGGCUUGGGCAAAGCAGCAGCGGCUCAGGACGAGCCGCCUGGACGAUCUGGAGGUGACGUUGGUGGAGAUGCUGAAUCAGAUGUUCUACGACGGCUGGAGGUCGAACACGGCGUCCAAGAUGGCGGCUGCGGUGGCGUACUUCCGCCCAGAGGCUGGGCCCGGCUGCUCGAGCCUGGCGCGAGUGCAGCUGGCCCGCCGGGGCUUCUCCCGCCUCGACCCGCCGCAGGCCAGGCUGCCGCUGCCGCGGGCUGCGGCCUGCCUGGUGGCGCGGCGGCUGGCGCAGGACGGGAGACCCAAGUGGAGCGUGAUCCUCCACCGCCAGGAGCUCGCCAUCACCUCGAAGACGGGCGCCCGCGACGAGACGGUGCUCGUCGACAACGUGGAGGAGUUCGCGCUCCUGGAGAGACUCCUCGCCCGGCUUCGCGGCAACGGCGGCGUGCAGCUCGUGUUCCCCUUCAGCUACCGCGAGUGGGCGAAGGGCUUCGAGGCGGCCGCGACCGCCGUGGGCCUGGUCGGGGACUCGCUGCCGGUGCUCUACAUGCUGAGGCACGGCGGGGCCUCCCACGACGCCAUGACGGGCGCGCGGGGGCUCCGCGACAUGCGGGGCCGAGGUCGGUGGAUGACCGAGCGGUCCGUAGUCAGGUACAAGAAAGGAGGGCGGGUCAACCAGCUACUCCAGGGCCUGCCCGAGGCGGCGCGCCGCGCCGCCGACAGUGCCGUGCAGAAUGUUUCCGCGUGUCUCCUACGGCCGCGACGCCCCUAG
This is a messenger RNA of Prorocentrum cordatum, 1293 nucleotides long. NCBI's taxonomy places the organism in Eukaryota, Dinophyceae, Prorocentrales, Prorocentraceae. The record is from the annotation of a GenBank genome assembly.